Nicotiana tabacum (common tobacco) is the source of this 492-nucleotide messenger RNA. Lineage: Eukaryota; Viridiplantae; Streptophyta; Magnoliopsida; Solanales; Solanaceae. The record is from RefSeq and is a predicted model, not a curated record.
AUGAGGCAAAAACAGUUGGCUAUAGUUGUUAUUAUGGAUCAACAAAGACUAGCUACUAAAAAAAGUCGAGAUCCAACACCAAGUGAGUUGCAUUUGCACGUCCAUACACAUGGUAAUGAUGGAAGAUCUUUUGUUGGUGAGAAAUCUCAAAUCGUACAUGAAAAAUAUCAGGAGAUAUCACAACAACAAACACAGACUCAAUCUGAUAUUGAUCAGUCAACACCUCCAUAUGCUCAAUCAACACCGACAGGGAAUCUGGAUGAGUUAGUGAUGCGAUUGAUUCCUGCACUGACAGAUCAUAUAGUUCCUGUAAUCGUUGAGCGAGUAUGCGAAUUAGUUUCCUUACCCUCGCAUCAGCCAAAUACUGAUCUUACCAACCACCCAUCAGAUAUGGCACCUACAGUUCCUACAUCUUCUACUGCUGCUAACGUUGAUGAGGUUUAUGCAUUGGGUUCCGAUAAUGACCGUAACUCUCCAGCCUCGCAUAGUUAG